Molecule: messenger RNA, 1633 nt
Organism: Gopherus flavomarginatus (Mexican gopher tortoise)
Lineage: Eukaryota; Metazoa; Chordata; Testudines; Testudinidae
Product: acidic mammalian chitinase-like
Exons: 9
Coding region: 373-1479 (368 amino acids)
Biological process (GO): carbohydrate metabolic process; chitin catabolic process
Cellular component (GO): extracellular region
Molecular function (GO): chitin binding; chitinase activity
Source: RefSeq, a predicted model, not a curated record
UGAAGAUCGACUCUUCCCAGAAUUUCAAGCACUAAAGAAAAGUAACGACAAACUUGUAACCAGCCUGGCUAUCGGAGGGUGGAACUUUGGCACUCAGAAGUGAGAACUUUUCCCUUGACUUAAUGACAAAGAUGGUGAAGAUGAUGCUGUGACCUUGAGAACACACAGCCUCUUGCUGCUCCUUUGGAGUCAAUGGGAGCUUUGCUAUUGACUUCACUGGGGAUAGGAUUAGGCCCAUGAUGAUCAUGUGAAUGACCAGAUGUAAACGGCAGUAGUGACUGAGUAGCUGAAGAACUGGAUAUUGAUGAUGUCAUGGGUGCUGGUGAAAAUGGGGAUGGGUUGAAGAAAUAAGGAGAAGAAUGAUUCACUGAAAUGGUUGCCUCACCAGCUAAUCGUAAAACGUUCAUUGACUCGGUGAUUGCGUACCUCCGUAAGUUUGGCUUCGAUGGGAUUGACCUGGAUUUUGAAUACCCAGGUUCUGGAGACAGCCUCCCUGAGGACAAAUAUCGCUACACCAUCUUGAUUCAGGAAAUGCUGGAAGCCUUUAAAGCUGAGGCCGCAAGCACUGGACUCCCAAGGCUGUUGGUUACCGCAGCGGUAUCUGCUGGCAAAGGAACUAUUGAUGCUGGAUAUGAAAUUGCUGAGAUAGGGAAGCUCCUCGAUUUCAUCAGCGUGAUGACUUACGACUUCCAUGGAGGCUGGGAUUCCUUCACAGGGCACAACAGCCCACUCUGUGAAGGCUCUGCUGACUAUGGUGACUACAAGUACUUCAACUGUAAAUAUGCCAUGGAAUACUGGAAUGAUAACGGCGUCCCAGCUGAGAAGCUGCUGAUGGGAUUCCCCACCUACGGGCGUACUUUUAGGCUUAGCACCAGUGCCACAUCUGUUGGUGCCCCAGCAUCUGGGGCUGGGUCUUCUGGGGCUUACACCCGGGAAGCUGGUUUCUGGGCUUAUUAUGAGAUCUGCACAUUCCUUAAGACUGCUCAGGUACAAUGGAUUGAGGACCAGAAAGUCCCCUAUGCCGUUAAGGGGAACGAAUGGAUUGGAUAUGAUGACGUGUGCAGCUAUAAACACAAAGUCAAAUACUUGAAGGAGAAAAAUUUUGGAGGUGCCAUGGUGUGGGCUAUUGACCUGGAUGAUUUCCUGGGCUCUUUCUGCAAUGAAGGAAAGUAUCCUCUAAUAAAUGAGCUGAAGAGACUCCUUGAAACAAAUGAUCCGAUUGUGCCCAACUGCCCUUCAGACAUCCCUCCACCAGAACCCACACCUCCUCCAGAUGACAAUACAACUAGCUCUCCAGUUAUUCCCCCAACUGGAGAAGAUGAUACAUUUUGUGCUGACAGACAAGAUGGAAUCUAUGCCGACCCCAAAGAUAAUACAAAAUUCUACAUAUGUGCUGGAGGCAGGACUUACCGCUUCACCUGUUCAGCUGGUCUAGUCUUUGAUGAGAGCUGCAAGUGCUGUAACUAUCCAAAAUAUUAACCCUCACCCCUGGCUCAGAACAAACACGGAUGAGUAACAAACUGUAACUUGAAUCAUCUCUGGCAGAAUCCCUCUUGCCCUAUUAAAAAAGCCAAGUGGUGGUGAUAAGGCAUUAAUGUGUGUGUUGUCUGUCUGCUAUAUGAUUGGUGACUCU